Molecule: messenger RNA, 2001 nt
Organism: Penicillium chermesinum
Lineage: Eukaryota; Fungi; Ascomycota; Eurotiomycetes; Eurotiales; Aspergillaceae
Product: SET domain protein
Exons: 4
Coding region: 1-2001 (666 amino acids)
Biological process (GO): peptidyl-lysine monomethylation
Molecular function (GO): protein binding; protein-lysine N-methyltransferase activity
Source: RefSeq, a predicted model, not a curated record
AUGGCUUCAAUAGCGGAGAGCCCAGAAAAUCGACUACAAGCCCACACAGAUUUACUAAAUUGGGUCAUCAGCCAUGGAGGCUUCCUCGCAGAUAGCGUGUGCAUCGCACAUGAUGACUCUCGUGGCGUCCACAUGCAAGUGAAGCGCGAUUGGCCCUCACCCAUUAGCAAGGACACCCGAGUCGUGAACACGCCGCUAGGUGUAACAAUGUCCUAUUUUAAUGCGAUCGGGUAUAGCUCACCCAAGGGUUCUUUCUCGAAGCACGGGAUUGAGCUGCCAAGCUCGUUCAUCGAUGCUGUUGGGCGCGAGGAAACGACCGCAUUUUUCCUGAUGGGUCAGUUCUUGCGUGGACAAGACAGUUUCUGGUAUCCUUAUCUCAGGACGCUGCCACAACCAGGUCAAAUGACUACGCCUUUGUUUUUUGAAGAGGAGGAUGUAGAUUGGAUUCAAGGAACUGGGAUCCCAGAUGCUUCGGUUCAGAGAUUCCAGACUUGGGACCAAAAGUUUGAUUUUUGUAUGGAGAGGUUGGAGGAGUCAGGAUUCCAGGGGCUGGAGGAAUAUACCUGGGAUCUGUAUCUCUGGGCUUGGACAAUCAUCACUUCGCGGGCUUUCUCGGCAAAAGUCCUGUCUAGCGCAGUAAAACAGGCUGAUCUUCCAGAGGAAGGCGUUUCUGUACUUCUUCCACUUAUCGAUCUUCCUAAUCACCGGCCUCUGGCAAAAGUCGAGUGGAGAGCAGGCGAAGAAGAUAUUGGAAUGAUCAUGUUAGAGGAUAUUUCUCCCGGCGAGGAGAUUUCCAACAACUAUGGCCCUCGAAACAAUGAGCAGCUAUUAAUGAACUAUGGGUUCUGCAUAUCAAACAAUCCAACCGAUUACCGCAUCGUCAAAUUGGGCGUCAAAUCUGACAGCCCAUUAGGUCAAGCAAAAGCCCGUCAAGCAAUGAUGUUCCCCGAAGCUACUAAGAACACGGAUGAUCAUUACUAUAUCUUUAACGUGUUUUACCCUCUCCUGGCACCGGAGGGGCCAAUGGAACAUUCGAUCAUCUCUCCAGCACUAUUCAAUGCCUUGACUGUCAUGGAGGGCAAUGAUCGUGAGCGUCGAGAUGUGGAUAUCAAUGAGUCAGGUAUCUCUAUUAUGCAUAAAUAUGGCAAUGGCCGAAGUACACUUGCUGCAUUGGCCCAGGUUAGCUUCGAGUUAAUUGCGCAUAUUGCCAUGCUUCGUUCCACAGGAGAGGACUUACCAGACCAACCCGCGAACCUCAAACAAACAUUUGCCAAGAUCUACCGUGACGGUCAAAGCACUUUGGAUAAGACUGCCCUCGUCAUCACUUCUUGGACAUUGGCUCGUGCGCGUGAACAUCGACGGGGAGAGGGCUGGGAAGACAUCAAAGCCUUGCUGGCUGAGCAUAUGUCAAAGAUCCCUCCUGGUUAUUUUCCUGACGAAACUCUCUCCAAAAUCCGCGUUCGUAUCUUAGAACGGCCAUCUCUCGUGCCGAAGAAUGGGGAACUCUUCCGAUUAAUGGAGCUUUUUGCUUUACUUCCAGCCGAAUUACAGGGUCCCUGUGGUACAUACUGGGCGGAACAUAUUGCCAGCGGGCCUUGGGCUACAGAUCCGCAAGUCAUGUUCUCUCUUGCGAUUAGCCUCGUGGCUAUUACUGCUCGCUCGGAACAGACCCGACCCAUGCUGUCUUCUCGACUUACUCGAUGGGUCGACUUUCUCAUUUCGGAGUACCCGCUGGAUGCUAGUAAUGAUCAACCUGAGAGCCAAGGCCAACAAUUUCUUCACGCACUUUCUGCCAACAAAGAGCGGUUUAUUCAUGGAGCCGCCGCGUGUGGCGUCACAUGGUUGGCGGAGAGCACCGAGUGGAUGGAUGCGCAAUGGCUGCAAUGGGCUUGUACAGUAGGGGAUGCCGAGCGAGUACUGAUCCCGCUCGAGCCCCUACAGGUAUUUGUGGAAGACCCUGCAAUGGCAAAGCAGGCAGCUUUAUAUGUACCGCGAGAGUGA